UGGCCACAAGCUACUUCCGGAUGAAACCUUCACGCGUGCUGAGAAAACCUGGGAAAUAAAAUUUAGUUUGCAAAGAACUAUACGGCGGGAAACAUGGAAAGUUGGUUGUCUGCUGUUGGUGCUGUAAGCGCUGGCUUGGUUGGGUCGGCACUAUUAGUACAUAAAUACAGGUAUGGAGAUAGAACUGUCAACUGUUGGUUCUGCAAUAAUAAAACUGUUGUACCUUAUGGUAAUGUGAAUUGUUUUGAUUGCCCACAUUGCGAACAAUAUAAUGGCUUUGAAAAGGAUGGAGGCUAUAAUAAAACUAUACCAGCACAGUUUUAUGAAGAUAUGAACCAUGUAAUGACGUGUCAAGCUAAAGAAUACCUUGGAGCUACCUCUACCUUAUGUGCAACAUGUCAACAAAAUCAGCAAUUAAAAAUACGACAGCUAUCUAUUUUUGAACCAUUAAUAGAAGAAAAUUAUGACAUAGAAGUUGAAGAAUAUAAAACCCAGUUAGAAAGAAAUUAUAAACUAUGUGUAGAGUGUCAAACACGUGUAGAUAAUGAACUAGCUAAACAGAACAAAACACUUUAUAAAAAAUUAAUAGGCACAAAAUUUGAUGAGUGUUCCAAUUUAGAUGAAACUGUAUGCUCAACAAAUGAUAUAGAAGAAACAGAAGCCAUGAGUCCAUUGUGUCAAAGACUAUUUACUGUUUGUUCUGGACUAGUGGUGUUUUUGUCAGUUAUACUAGUGUGUAAUAUGAGUUUAUAUACAGCUGUAAUAAGUCGUCAUAUACCAUCAAUUAUAUUAGAUGUUACAUAUCAUACAGUUCAACCACAUGCCUUUCCUUUAAUAGUUCUUACAACAUUCUUAACUUUACUCUCAAAAUUAAUAAUAGGUAAAAAUAGAUUAUAUAUGGUAGAUAAUAUACACUCUUUUACUUGCUUGAUAUUGUUACUCAGUAAAUCACAAUAUGUUCCAUACUGGAUGUUUCCCGAUCUUCCAGUCUUAUUAAUACAUAGUAUUUCAUUAAUAACUGCUAUCUGUUGUCUCAUAAGAUCUAGACCAUUAUCAAAUGCAACAACAGCAACAUUUAAAAGAUUAUCUUUAGAUAAAAGUAAUUCUAGUGAAAGCAGUACAGCUGUAUCAUCUGUUAGUACAAGUCGCAAGGCUGUAGACAUAGCAGAAACACAUCAAGUCAAACAAUAUAACCCUAUUCAAGAACUUGAUGGUUUGGAUUUUAAUGUCUGCUCUAUAGGCUCUAAACCAAUAGCUUCCAAAGAUUCUGGUAUGUUUUCAUGGACUGGAUCAGCAUGUAGUAUUGACACUAUUUCCAGUUUACCACAUAUAUCAUCUACUACCAGACAGAGAAGACCUUUAAUUAGUCCAGCUAAAUUACACUUUAAUGCUUCCAAAGAAAAAUCGUUUGGCCAUACAAUGAGUGCGUCAUCAAUAUCACUUUUCUCUAAUGGUGCAACAUACUGUGAGGAGAAACAGAGUUUAUUUGGCAAUACAACAGUUUCUUCUAGGCUUCCAGAAUCUGUUAACACUAUGAAGGGAAUAAAAGCACCUUCAUUAUUUCAGAAUAUGAACUCUGUCAUAAGCCCCCCUGCUCCUUAUAGUGUGUUGCAGCAGACAAAAUUAACAUCAGAGCAGACGGAUAUAUCCGAAUUUGCAGACGACACACAAUUAACAACAGAGAAACUUUCAAUGUUUAAUCUUCAGCAGUCGCUAAUCAGACCAAAAAUGUUUGAAAAUCACCAGUAUCUAAAUCGCAAUCCCUCCGUAGAUGUAAGUUCACACCCAGUGCAAAGCAGUUCUUACUCAUAUAAAACUGAUUUCAUUCCGGCACAGUGUGCUGUAGAUAGCACAACUAAUCCAGAAAUAGAACAAGAGGUGUCAAUGUCACGUGAGAGCACAUGUACAACACAUAUGAAUGAGCAUAAAGGUUUUUCCACUCAGUUUAUCAUCUUAUCAAGUGGUGUUGUAGUGAUGUUCAGUGUUGUGGUAAAUAUAGCCGUGCAUGUUGCCUGGAAACAUCUGUUUUAAUCAACAGUGUUAUUCUCAAGCAAAUUUAUCAAAGUGGACAUCAUUGGCUUUCUGUGAUGGAGAUGAUCAGUUAAUUUGAUAUUUUACAAGUUGUUUAUUUUCCUAUCAAAGGAUGACUUUUAAGAUUGAUUUAAUUUGUUUUAUCCUUGUGCCACCUUUAAAUGUUUUGUGCAUUCAGGGGCAGACUGGGCCAGAGUAGUCAGAUGUCCAUUGUCCUAGGUUGAAAAUGUUCUUUUCUUUUCAAAAUAAAUAUAAUUUUUUUACACAUCCACUUAAAAAAGUUGAAUCAUCUACUUUCGUUUUCUCAUGUCACGGAGGAGAAACCAAGAAAAUCAGUCCGCUCUUGUGUGCAUUACUUAAAAAGAAAGGAAUUAUGGAAAAUAUUUAAAUAGAUCAAAAGGUAUUAUUUGGUGUUUGAAAUGUUUGAAGACAGUGCAAUUUUAGUAAUGUGUUAUUUUUUGUAAAUGUUAUUUCUUGUGUUAUGUUAAUUUUUAAAAUGAAAUACUUACAUGUAAGUUUUUAAAUCAAAUUGUAUAUGAAUAAAUGUUUUAUAUUGGUUAAA
Molecule: messenger RNA, 2593 nt
Organism: Patella vulgata (common limpet)
Lineage: Eukaryota; Metazoa; Mollusca; Gastropoda; Patellidae
Product: transmembrane protein 201
Exons: 10
Coding region: 94-2031 (645 amino acids)
Biological process (GO): nuclear migration along microtubule
Cellular component (GO): nuclear membrane
Molecular function (GO): actin filament binding; lamin binding
Source: RefSeq, a predicted model, not a curated record